ACGGUUUUCCAAAAUCGCUGGCGAUUUGGAAGAUUUUAUGCAUCAGAAUGUCAACGUUUGUUGGGCUUAUCAAAGAGAUACCAGGCAUCUCGGUGGAUCGUUUUGAUCGAGAAAACAUGAAUUCCUCUGUGUAUUUCCUUAGCCAUUGUCAUAUCGAUCAUAUGUGUGGCUUGAACAAUAUGUUUUUUGAUCACUUGAAACAGUAUAAUAAGUAUCUUUAUUGUAGUCAUAUUACUAAAGUUUUCUUAGAAAAUAAGUAUUAUGAAAACUUGCGUAAUGUAGAAACUUAUGUAAAAGAUAUCGAAGUCGAUAAAAAAGUUUGUAUUGAAUAUAGAAGUAAUUAUAACAGCGAAGAGACUGAUAUUCUUUUUGUAACGUUUACUUCUGCUGGACAUUGUCCUGGCUCGGUGAUGUUUGUUUUUGAAAAAAUGAAUAAAUUAAUAUUAUAUACUGGAGAUUUUAGAAUCAAUCCAAAAGAUUAUCGUAAAAUAAAAUCACUGAAUUGCAAUGAUUUUCCAAAAAAGUUUGAUAAUAUAUAUUUAGAUACAACAUUUUUAGGUCAUGAUUUCGCUUAUCUCCCAACAAGAAUAGAAAGUAUAAAUGUAAUGUGUAAAGUUGUGAAAGAAUGGCUAGAUGAAAGCCCAAGGAAAGUCGUUAUUCUGGAAUGUUCUGCUUUAUAUGGCUCUGAGUUUCUCUACAUGAAACUGUCGGAAUCUUUGAAAACACUCAUUCAUGUUAAGGAAUGUGUAUACAACAGUUAUAUUCGUAUCCCAGAGUUGGCAUGUCACGUUACAAAUAAUCCACUGGAUGCACGUAUACAUGCAUGUAUGAGUAAAUAUGUAUGUAUGAAUCGCCAGGACAUAUUAACUAUUGUACCAUCAGUAAAAAAAUGGAAGGGACAUGAUACAAGUGUAGUUGGAGAGUGGGAUAAAUUUAGGGAGAAGACGUUUAAUGUAUGUUACUCCACGCAUGCUUCUUUUGAUGAACUUAAGAAAUUUAUACAAUAUUUUAAACCAAAAAAGAUACAUCCGUGUGUAUGUCCAGAAAAUGAACAAGACACAAUAAAUCGAUUGCUAGAUGAAAUUAGAAGAUAAGAAAAGGGCAAUGUAUUUCUAUAUUAUGAAAAAAAAAGCUAUGUUCUUAAGCCCAAGUUAUGAAUAACGGACUAAGUAUCCUAAUGAUAAUUAGGAUAUCAGAUGAUUAGACAAUUCUUAAAAUUAAAGAAGAAAAUUAAUAGAUAAUUUUUAAUGAUAAUUUAAUUAAUACUUGAACCGCGGGUCUAAAUUAACUCAAUUACGAUUCAAAGUAAAUCUAACUUUUUAUGAGGAAGGAUUGUCAUCAUAAAAGUAAAAUUACUUGUAAUUAAUCAUGAUUAUGAAAAAUUACAAAAAUCUAAAGCUUCAAAAAUACAAAUUUAAAUAAACAGAAACACUAUCAGAUGACUCAAAAAUGA
Molecule: messenger RNA, 1453 nt
Organism: Acromyrmex echinatior (Panamanian leafcutter ant)
Lineage: Eukaryota; Metazoa; Arthropoda; Insecta; Hymenoptera; Formicidae
Gene: Snm1
Product: DNA cross-link repair protein snm1
Biological process (GO): double-strand break repair via nonhomologous end joining; interstrand cross-link repair; telomere maintenance
Molecular function (GO): damaged DNA binding; 5'-3' DNA exonuclease activity
Source: RefSeq, a predicted model, not a curated record